Molecule: messenger RNA, 1434 nt
Organism: Prorocentrum cordatum
Lineage: Eukaryota; Dinophyceae; Prorocentrales; Prorocentraceae
Source: the annotation of a GenBank genome assembly
GACGGCCCCGGGGAGGCCGCGAGGAGGCCCGCGGAGGCCUCCGUGGUUGCAGCCGCGGUGUGGGCAGGGUGGCGCCUGCGGGCGCUGCGCCUGGAGGCCUGGGCAGCGCUGGCCUCCCCGGGAGGCAUGCGGCGCGGUGGCGGCAGCCGGCCCUUCGUGGCCCGCACCGACUUCGACAAGAGGGUCAUCCUGUCGGGCUUCGAGCGGCGGGGGUGGCAGCGCGCCGGAGAGGAGGACGAGCCGCAGGACUGGGACCUCUACUGGGCCUCGGUGGGCACGGUCCGGCAGAUCUUCAACCCAGAAACCGGCGUGCGCCUGGCGGAGCACCAGUUGAUAAACCAUUUCCCGAACCACUACGAGCUCACGCGCAAGGACUUGUUGGCGAGGAACAUCCGGCGGUACCGCAAGGAGCGGGAGAAGUUCCAGCAGCCCGAUGAGGCCUCGGGCGCUGCGGGGGCGCACGCGGGGCCGCCCGGGGGCGGCUCCGGCGCCGGCAGGGCCGGUGCCGGCGGCGCGCUGGAGGACGACUACCUGCCUCCAGACUGGGUGCCGACGACCUUCGCUCUGCCGACCGACUACGCCAUCUUCGUGGAGGAGUUCCGGCGCAACCCCAACCACGUUUGGAUCGCGAAGCCGACGGGCAAGGCGCAGGGCCGCGGGAUAUUUUUGGUGUCGAAGCUGCAGCAGUUGAGGAAAUGGUCGGGUGGCUCCCAGAAGGCAGCGCAAUCUUCUGGGGAGCAGAUCCCCGUUUUCCGCGAGCCCUACAUCGUCUCACGCUACAUCAACGACCCUUUACUCGUCGGCGGCAAGAAGUUCGAUAUGCGAUUAUACGUCCUCGUGACGUCGUUCCGGCCGCUGAAGGUCUACCUCUACCGUGCCGGUUUCUGUCGGUUCUGCACCGAGCAGUACACUUCUGACGUUGCGGAGUUCGAUAACGUCUUCGUGCAUCUCACUAACGUUGCGAUCCAGAAGACGGGCGAAGACUAUAACGAUAGCCAUGGGGGAAAAUGGAGCGUUGAUGACUUGAUGCUGUACGUCGAGGGAACACGCGGGCGGGCGGCGCGCGAUAAGCUCGUGAGCGACAUGGAGGCUAUCAUCGUCCACUCGCUCAAGGCAGCACAGGUGAUCAUGAUCAACGACAAGCACUGCUUCGAGAUGUACGGCUUCGACAUCCUCGUCGACAGCUCCCUGAAGCCGUGGCUGCUGGAGGUCAACGCCUCGCCGUCGCUCUCCACGACCACAGCAGAGGACCGCAUUCUGAAGCUGCGCCUGAUUCUCGACGUUCUCAACCUAGUAGUGCCUCCAGGACGCCCUCCUGGGAGCGCCGUGGACGACACUCAGGAGGUCCUGGGCAACUUCGACCUGAUCUACCAGGAGCGUGCCAGGGGCGUCGCCUCGGCGUCACGCCGCUCCGCCAGCGCCGGCUGGCGGUGA